AUGGCGCAGGCCGCGCCCGCGCCCCAUCGCACCCACUCCUUCGCCAAGAAGACCUUCCACAAGCCCACUUACUGCCACCACUGCUCGGACCUGCUGUGGGGGCUCAUCGGCCAGGGCUACGGCUGCGAAGUGUGCAACUUCAUAGUGCACGAGCGAUGCGUGGGGCAGGUGGUGACGCCGUGCUGUGGGGUGGCGCCGAGCCUUAUCAAGAACCCGGUGGCUCAUUGUUGGUCCGAGCCGACACACCACAAGCGGAAGUUCUGCACAGUGUGUCGGAAACGGCUCGAUGAACUGCCAGCUUUACAUUGUAUGAUAUGCGAGUACUACGUCCACGGCGAGUGCGUGGACUUCGCGGCGGCGGACUGCAAGGAGAACGCGACGUACUGCGCGGGCAGCGAGCCGCGCCACGUGCACCACUGGCGAGAGGGCAACCUGCCCGCCAACUCCAAGUGUGCCGCCUGCCGCCGCGCCUGCUGGUCCACCGAGUGCCUCACAGGCUACCGGUGCGAGUGGUGCGGAAGCGCGUGUCACGCUGGAUGCCGCGCCCUAAUCCCUGAAGAAUGCAACUUCGGGAUGCUGCAGCCGAUCUUCCUCCCUCCAUCGGCGGUUUCAAUCCCACGCACGGAAGUGCCGAUGGAAGCUAUAAUCGGCGUGCACGUGCGCCCCCCACCCUCACAGCGGGACUUCGGAUGCCCGCGGGAGGUCCACGGCGGCUGGCGCGGCGCGCGGCUGGCGCGGCUGGCGCGGCGCCUGCUGCCGGCCGCCUGCAGCCCGCACGGCGGCGCCUCGCCCCCCUACUCCAGAGCGCGCAGCGUGAGCGAGGAGUUCAGCUCGGGGUGCGAGGGCCGCUCAACCACCGGCUCGACAGGAGCGCCGUCCGAUCAGGAACACCGACCCGACCACAAGCAACACCGUGAUAGGACCCCCGAUGACAGGGAUGAAGAAGUGGUCAAAGUGUACGACGGUGAAGCGGCGUGGUCGCGUCGCUUAUACCGGCCGGUAGUGGUGGGUCGGAACUGGAAUGAGCGGGAGUUGGUGUCGGCGGCACUACGGGCCUUCCAUGUGGCCCGAGACCCCGACCAAUUUGAAUUGACGGACGCCCUAGCUGGUGACGAACCUCCGCUAAAGGAUCCAACGCCUCUGGCUAGGGUCACACGCUUACCUAAUAAAAGGCCUUCGCUCUUCCUGCGUUUCAAGGAGCCGGAGAGCGGUGGCGGCGAGGUGCGCGUAUUCCCGGGUCGAGUGGCCGGCGCCGGCGACACUUUCGUGACGGUGCCGUGCUCGGGCGAGCACGCCGUCGCCGACCUCAUGGCGGCCGCGCUCGAGCGCUUCGGCCUCGACCCUGAGCGCGCCGUACACGACUACCGCUGCUCAGAGAUUCUACUCGAUCGAGGCGUAUCAGAACGUGUCCUCGAGGAGGACGAAAGGCCUUGGCGCAUAGUGGUGCGGCUCGCGCGCGAGUCGGUCCGGCGCAUGGAGCUGGCUCGCUUCUACCUGCAGCCGCGCCGCGACCCGCACGGGCCCACACUCGCGCUGUUCGUCGCCUCCCUACCUCCCGGCCUCUCCGAGCGCAACUACGAGAACAUUCUCGUCGAGUUCCUCGGUACUGAAAACAAGUUCACAUCGAUCGGUCCGAUCUACUAUGAAUACGGGUCGAUGGUGAUCACGUACGAGGACGCCAGCAAAGCUGUGCGCGCGCUGUAUGCACUCCGAGAGGCCAAAUAUGAAGAUAAACCUUUAUUAGUCAUGUUGCUGCCAAGCAUCGAACCGUCAAUGGUCCCGGCGGGUGUAAAACCACUUCUAGUUUUCGUGAACGUGAAGUCGGGUGGCUGUCAGGGUCUGGAACUUAUCUCGUCGUUCCGGAAGCUUCUCAACCCUUACCAGGUGUUCGACCUUGAGAACGGCGGCCCCCUGCCAGGACUGUACGUGUUCCGUCACAUCCCCAACUACAAGAUCUUGGUGUGCGGCGGUGACGGCACCAUCGGCUGGGUGCUGCAGUGCCUCGACAACGUCGGCCAGGACUCGCAGUGCUCCAACCCGCCUUGCGCCAUCGUCCCUCUCGGCACUGGUAAUGACCUUGCCCGCGUUCUACGCUGGGGCUCGGGCUACACCGGCUGCGAGGACCCGCUGUCGCUUCUGCGUGACGUCAUCGACGCCGAGGAGAUCCGUCUCGACCGCUGGACCGUAGUCUUCCACCCUGAGGACAAGCAGGACGAGCCCAAAGAGCUCUCCAAACAGCUACCCGGGUCGCAGAGCGAAGACAACUCGCAGAUACUGGUCAUGAACAACUACUUCGGCAUCGGCAUCGACGCAGAUCUCUGUCUCGACUUCCACAACGCGAGAGAGGAGAACCCCAACAAGUUUAACAGCAGGUUACGCAACAAGGGCGUGUACGUGAAGAUGGGGCUCCGCAAGAUGGUCGGUCGGAAAAUGUGCAAAGAUCUGCACAAGGCCGUCAAGCUCGAAGUGGACGGAAAGCCGGUGGAACUGCCCGCAGUCGAGGGCAUCAUCAUAUUGAAUAUACUAAGCUGGGGCUCCGGAGCGAACCCGUGGGGCCCCGAGAAGGACGACCAGUUUAACAAGCCCAACCACUGGGACGGGAUGCUGGAAGUAGUGGGCGUCACCGGAGUCGUGCAUCUCGGACAGAUACAGUCCGGCUUGCGCGGCGCCAUGCGGAUAGCGCAGGGCGGACAUAUAAAAAUAAAUCUCAAGAGCGAGAUCCCGGUGCAAGUAGACGGAGAGCCGUGGGUUGCAGCGCCCAGUGAAGUCGUGGUGCUCAAGUCGGCCCUCAAGGCCACGAUGCUGAAGAAGCGCGGGAAGGUGCGCCGGCGCAGCACCGAGCCCAGCCUGCCGCCGCCCCCGCCGCCGCCACCGCACCCCCCCGACUCCUGA
Molecule: messenger RNA, 2892 nt
Organism: Parnassius mnemosyne (clouded apollo)
Lineage: Eukaryota; Metazoa; Arthropoda; Insecta; Lepidoptera; Papilionidae
Source: the annotation of a GenBank genome assembly